AUGUCCGCCUUCCCCCCCCAGCGGACGGUAGCCUCGAUGCCCGUCUCCCAAAACAUCGCGCUCAAGUACCUCUCAACCUACCUCGAAGCAGCAAAGAGCUCCCCGCACCUCCUCCCCAACGCCCGCCUCGAGCCGUCCGGGCCGACCGCCGGAUCCAGCAACGCCAGCAUCACGAUUCACAACCUGCAGCGGGUCGAGGCCGGUCUGAGGGGAGAGAGGCUGGGCCCGGCCGUGGAGCUGGAGGAGAACAAUGUCCCGAUCGCAGAUGGGAUGGAUGAUGGGACGAACAAGGGAGAGGGCAAUGUGGAGGGGGAGGGGUGGGUGAAUCUAGCUGAAUAUCAGAGGGAUCAGAGCGUUGAAGGUGGCACUGCCGGGGACAACCCCACGGCUGAGGAAAUGGACUCAGAUCUGGAAGCCGGCAACGAGAAGCGCGGGAAGGAUGAGGGUGAAGCUGCAGCGUACGGCGCCAUGGUGUCUGGAGCUGGCGAGGAGGGGCAGAAAGUAAUUGACAAGAAAGCACGAAAAGCCGAGAAGAAAGCCAGGUUGAAGGAGGAGAAGAGGGAUAGAUCACGUAAGAGGGCUGCAAAGAGCGAGCAUUCGGUCUAA
Molecule: messenger RNA, 606 nt
Organism: Drepanopeziza brunnea f. sp. 'multigermtubi' MB_m1
Lineage: Eukaryota; Fungi; Ascomycota; Leotiomycetes; Helotiales; Drepanopezizaceae
Source: RefSeq, a predicted model, not a curated record